CGCGGCCGCCUUCAGUCUGCUGCGUCGGCCCGGCCAGCAGCAGCCUAAGGAGGAGGCUCCGCGCCGCUCGCUCGCUGCCCCCCUCCGGCCCGGCUAUGGCCUCCCUGCUCUGCUGCGGGCCCAAGCUGGCCGCCUGCGGCAUCGUGCUCAGCGCCUGGGGCGUCAUCAUGCUGAUUCUCCUGGGGAUUUUUUUCAACGUUCACUCGGCUAUUCUCAUCGAAGACGUUCCCUUCACGGAGGAAGAUUUCAAGGAUGGCCCGGAGAAGAUUCACCGUCUCUACGAGCAAGUCAGCUACAACUGCUUCAUCGCGGCCGGGCUGUACGUGCUGCUCGGGGGCUUCUCCUUCUGCCAGGUCCGGCUGAACAAGCGCAAAGAGUACAUGGUGCGCUAGGACCCUGCCGGGGACAGCCGCCCCCCCUGGACCUGCCAUGCCCCUCUAUUUAUUACAGCCUCUCCCUGGCGCCCCCUUUGCUUGGGAGUCGCUCUGCCGGUGGGGGCUUCGUCAGGGGGCACCCACCCCCUGGGACGCUGCUGACCCCCGGCCUUAAGAGAUUGUAAAGGUGGGGGGGUCUCCAGUUGUGGG
Molecule: messenger RNA, 584 nt
Organism: Terrapene triunguis (Three-toed box turtle)
Lineage: Eukaryota; Metazoa; Chordata; Testudines; Emydidae
Gene: RNASEK
Product: ribonuclease K
Exons: 3
Coding region: 96-392 (98 amino acids)
Molecular function (GO): RNA endonuclease activity
Source: RefSeq, a predicted model, not a curated record